Mya arenaria is the source of this 4020-nucleotide messenger RNA. RefSeq lists its product as uncharacterized. Gene Ontology annotation, molecular function: protein binding. Lineage: Eukaryota; Metazoa; Mollusca; Bivalvia; Myida; Myidae. The record is from RefSeq and is a predicted model, not a curated record. The coding region runs from base 152 to 1510 and encodes 452 amino acids. The transcript is spliced from 8 exons.
GACCCGGACAACCCGGAGAAAACCCGCAUGUCCGGCUUGGUGAUCGCAUUCCAAACUCACAUGCGCUUUAGUUUUGGUUUAAUCGUACCUAAUACAUGACACACUCGUAUCGGUAUGUUAACAAUUUAAUCUUUUGGUGUUUGAUUAAGGAAUGGAGUCAAUAGUCAACAUGGCAUCGUCCGAACAUUGGCGAAAAAAGGGAAAUGAGCUAUAUGUAAGUGUAAAGGAAGGCCUUGCUCCCACAGUGAAGACAGAAAGGUACAAGCAAGCCAUUCAAUGUUACAAUCGGGCCUUUGAUAUGGGAAAGACGGAAGAUGAUAAAACAUCAGCAGCGAAAAACAUUGGUAUGGCAAGUUGGCGACUGAUGAAAGUUCAUUCAGAGAGUGACUGUUACUCUCCACAGUACAGAUACACCCUGUUCUAUCACAUCAAAGAAGCUUUCAAGUUCUUCUCCUUUGCCUACCAGCACGGCUUCAAUGUAAAACCCCUCUCUUGGGUCACAGGUGUUCUCACAUCCUGUAGAGCAUGCUGGGAAGAUGUGGCGACCAAUGUUCUUGAUGUUUUUGACAUAGAGCUGCGUUGCCAGGCGAUAUAUGACAUUGCCAUGGCUAUAGAGGUGAAGGAGGUCAAGAGUGAAGCCUUCCUAAAACUGGCAGAGUGCCAAUUCCACAGAGGAAUCGUGGCAAUACAGGACAAGGAUUACAAGAAAUGCCUGAAUGCCAUGAGGGAGUGCUAUAUGCCGAUCAAUGAGGCAGGGAGGAUCAGCCCAGAAGAGCAGAUUCAAACAGAGGUUCGAGUCCUUGAGCAGGAUGUCCUAAUGCACACGUGCAUGGCUGAGUCAAUGCAGGCCAGAGAUAUAGGUGACGCCCUAUUUGAGAAGGUCCUGAGGGACGAGGAAUCUCUUAACAUUGACAUGGUGUGGGAAGUUAUUGAUUGGUACAAACAGGCCUGUAUCAGGACCAGGGACAUCACAGAGGUUGAACUGGAGGCAAUAAGCCUAAGCCGUCUAGGCCGCGUGUAUGGCCGCGUCCUUAAGCUGAAGUACAAAGCCAAGGAGUACUACAAGCUUGCCAUUCAACUGGCUCAUUCCAUGUACCCCCGCACUUUUGUUCUAGAAGACUGGUUCCAAGAGGCCACCACUAGCCUUGCUGAGUACCAGUCUGAAACGGUUCAAGCUGAAGAAGAAAGAAAAGCUGCUGAAAAGAAAGAGGUCCUGAAAACUCUGGAGAAAGAAAUAAAACUACUGGACUCAAAGGUGGAUGUAAGUCAUGACGAAUUCCUGAAGUUUGUGUACAAUAAAUUCCCACCAAAGGACAAAUCCAAAAAACUGGUUCUUCCGAAACAGACGGAAAGUGAUAGGCUCACAAAAAUAAAAAAGACGCUUCAAAAAGCAGUUGUUCAUUACCAUCCAGAUAGCAUUGAUGAGAAGUUAGAAGGGCAGAAGUGGAAGGUUUUGUCCGAGGAGAUUACAAAGUGUCUCACAAGGAGGUACGAAACAAUGAAGGGAUAGAAGAGUUUAAGAACUUUUGAAACAAUCAGAAUAGUUUUAAGAACUUGAGAUAGAAUUUGUAAGAACCUGGGAUAGUCUUGAAAAGAAUAGUUGAUAGAAUUUGAAGAGUUUUAAGAAGUUGAGAUAGAAUGAGUAUAGUUUAAGGAAAUUGAGAUAGAAUUUGAAGAUUUUUAAGAACUUUACAUAGAAUUUAAAGAUUUUCAGAUCUUAAAAUCAAUUUUUAACUCAAGACUCAAAGUUGCAAAUCUUAAAUUGGUAUUUGGUGAGGAACAGUUAUAAACAUUGCUUCAUGUUACAGAUGACAUGUUUAAUAAGUAUUUACACAUUUUUUUUGUCAACAUUUACUGUAUAUAAUAUAUUUGUAACAUUAACAAAAGUUUCUUUUCUGAGCCAGUGUCUCAAAUUCAAGAUAAAUGGUGUAUAAAUGUGCUCAGAACUUACAGAACAGUUUCAAGCUUGAAUUACUGAGAGAGAAAAACUUGUGGAAGAAAAGUUUUCAGAACUUUUAAAAGCUUGUGAAAAAAACUGGAGACAGAUGAUUUUUUUAUGUAAUAAAUUUGAGAUAGAAGUUUUGUAAAUAUGAAAUAGAACUUUUUUAUAACUUGAGAUAGAUAUUGAAAGAAAUUGUUAGCUUGUCUGUUUUAUUUUUCAAAAAAUAAAAGUCAGGGUAUUGUUUUAGCCUCUGUGUCUUUGGUUUUUUUGUCAGCAUUGACUACGUUGGAGUGCAAUUUGAGUAAUCUUGACCUUUACUCAACAACUGCUUUAGUGUUAAAAUAAAAAUUGUAACUCAUGUUGCCAGAGACAAUACACAUACUUACAGCAAGGCUUGUAACUCUUGCUGUAAUACUUAUUGAGUUAUACCCCUUGUUUGACUGAGAGAGAAAAAAACAACACAGAUGAGUGUUGGUGUUCCCUGUGCAGCCAUUUUGUUCUGAACUUGAGAUUGUACUUCAUUAGUUUUUCAGAACUGAAAUAAAACUUGUUCUUCAUUAAACAUUAGAUAAAAUUAUGUUUUAAGUUGAACUAACAGCCAAUAAUGUGGUUAGCGUUUGUGAUUAUAAAAAUGGUGAUAAUGUUUUAUGGGCCUUGUGGGCUAUUUGUUGCUUUUUUGUGAUUUUUAGCAUGAAGUGUAUUUUUUUGAAUUUGGUGAAAUGUCUAGUCCAUGAUACACAUAAGAAUUAUCAAGCCUCAAAGUUACCUUUAUUUCUCAAAUUCCUUUUUUCAAGUUUUUUUUUUAAAUUAAAAAAAGAAUGUUGGACAUAUUUUGAGAAUAAACUGCAUUUUGUUAUUAUUUUAUUCAUCAUGAAUAUCAUUUUGUAGAAUUUUGAAACUUUUUUGUAUAAAUUUCAAUUUUGUUCGAAGUUUUUGUUUCAAUUUAAUGUUCCUUAUUAUAUACUGUGUAGUCUAUAUUUUUAAGAAUCAACGCUUAUUUUUAAAAUGUAGGUAGAGUGUAUAUUAUUGACAUAGUUAAAUCAACUGUUUGCUAAAUAAAGUUUUAUUCCAGGGACAAAGUUGGAUUUAAUCAGAUAAUGCCAGUUAUUUUGGUUUCUAAAUCACAGGCACUAGCAUCUGUAAAUUUCACAAUUUUAGUGUUUUUUUCUAUUUUAACAAUCAUAAGGGUGCUGGCCCUACUCACAUGAAAGUUCCUCCUUUGCUUACAAAACAUCUAAGAUUUAUCAACUCCAGUUUUAUGGAUCAUAACAUAUAAUGUAAAAAUCAACUCACAAAAUUUGAAUUAUGCGUGAUUUUAAUACUGCAUCAGCUUAAACAUAAUUAGUAUAAUCUUUACAUAUAUAUUUGAUAUUGAAAUAGAAAUGAAAAAGAAUUUCCUGUAUUAAAAAAGAAAUGUGCAUAUCUUUAAACUGUGACAUAGGAUUUUCUUGCAUUCCGGAAGUGUUCCUGAUCAUGUGACCAGUGCGCUGGCAUUGUUGGGAAAAAAAACGCCUUAUGAUGUCAGUAAACAACGUCGCACACGCAUUUUGGUGAAAUGUACAAAAGUGUGGUUUUUACGUCAAUUUUCUCACAAAUUGAUAAUUUUAGAUAUGCAAGAAAAAAUAUCAAUCAUGUUUGUCCGGUCCAGAUUGAAAAAUCUGACCCUCGGGUACGCUGUGUGCCCGCUAAAAAGGCUUGCUGGAUUUUCUAUUGACCGGAAACACAUGAUAGAUACUUAAAUUAAUAGAAAACCAUUUUUAUAUUUGAAACCUUAAUACCCAUUAUUGGAUAUUGCAGGAAAAUCAUACUUGUGUAACUUUACUUUAUCAUGGUGGGUUCUUUUCAAAGUAUUUUAUAUAUAUACAAAUGUGCUCUUUCAGUGCUUUGUGUGUGCUACAUAAUAAUUCUUUUAUUGCUUUUAUGUUUUUUUGUAAUCUUUUUAUGAUGAAAAAUAUAAUGUCUUUCUUGUCUGCAUGUUUUUAAUGUUACUUGUAAAUGUUUGUAUAAAUACUUUCUUGUUAAAAUGUUAAUUUUUUUGAAUAAACAUGCUUCAAAUUGGAUUUUGAGGAACAACUUGG